CAGUCCGAGUUGAAGCGCCAGGGUUGGGCUGCGAGCCGGUGAGAAGGGAACCCCGGGGACACCACCCUCUGCUGGUGGCUGAGCCCCAGGCCCCUUUAGGGACCUACCCGGCGUUAGGCACUAAAGUGCUGAAGCAACAGCAACGCGGCGGCAAAGAAAGAAGACCUCGGUUUGACGGCGCACUGACUCGUUUCUCGGGGGCGUUCGGAGAACUUCCUAAGCGUGAACUCCUGGGCCGAGUGUAAUUUGGCAUCCCCAAAGCCAAGCCUCAAGGGACGCAGGGAGGCGUUGUCGCCCCGCCUCGGCCACUCACUGGGGUGGGCUCGCGUGGUUCGGAGCCUUUCCGGACCCAGGCGGGGCGGGCAGCUGCGCGGGGUCCUCGCGCGCGUCCCACGUGGCGUCCCGUUUCGCGGGGGUGGGCACUGCGACUCCCCGCUGCCCGGCCCACCAUGGCAGCCGCCGUCUGCUCGCUCCCUGACCUGGCUGCCGCCCCCAGAACGUUUUCCGGACGCCCCCGGGCCCAGGCCGGGCAGCAAGCAAAGGCUACCAAAAGAAAAUACCAAGCAUCCAGUGAGGCUCCCCCAGCAAAACGGAGGAACAAAGCAUCAUUUUUCCCAGCCAAGAAAACUAGCAUUAAAGAAACUCAGAGGACUUUCAAAGGGAAUACACAAAAAGCAUUUUCUCCAAAGAAAUACUCACUUAGCACAAAUGACAGAAACCAAGAAGAGAAGCGGUGCAUUAAGACUUCAUCAUUGUUUAAAAACAACCCUGAAAUUCCAGAACUCCACAGACCUAUAGUAAAGCAGGUACAAGAAAAAGUGUUUACUUCAGCUGCUUUCCAUGAGCUGGGCCUCCACCCACACUUGAUAUCCACAAUAAAUACUGUCUUAAACAUGUCUAGUAUGACCCGUGUUCAGGAGCAAACUAUUCCUGCAUUGCUGGAAGGCAGAGAUGCUCUUGUGAGAUCCCAGACGGGCUCAGGUAAAACUCUUGCCUAUUGCAUCCCUGUGGUCCAGUCCCUUCAAGGAGUGCAGUCAAAAAUACAACGCAGUGAUGGCCCCUAUGCACUGGUACUCGUGCCAACAAGAGAGCUGGCUCUACAAAGCUUUGACACUAUCCAGAAACUGCUGAAGCCAUUUACCUGGAUUGUGCCUGGAGUAUUAAUGGGAGGAGAGAAGAGAAAAUCAGAAAAAGCCAGACUUCGCAAAGGAAUAAAUAUUCUUAUCUCAACUCCUGGACGUCUGGUGGAUCAUAUAAAAUCCACAAAGAACAUUCAUUUUAAUCGGAUACGGUGGUUGGUUUUCGAUGAAGCAGACAGAAUCUUGGAUUUGGGUUUUGAGAAGGAUAUUACAGUAAUACUCAAUGCUGUAAAUGCCGAAUGCCAAAAACGACAGAACGUUUUGCUGUCUGCGACACUCACAGAAGGUGUAACACGGCUUGCAGAUAUCAGUUUGCACAAUCCAGUCACUAUUGCUGUCCUGGAUGAAAGCCACGACCAAUGCAACCCAAAGGGCAAAGUGGUCCAGGAAGUCUCACCUCUACGUACUGGUGACAAACUAGAUGGCUUUGCAAUACCAGAGAGUCUGGACCAGCAUGUGGCAUUGGUUCCCAGCAAACUGAGGCUUGUCUCCCUGGCAGCCUUCAUUCUUCAAAAAUGCAAGUUUGAAAAAGACCAGAAGAUGAUUAUCUUUUUCUCAAGUUGUGAGCUGGUGGAGUUCCACUACAACCUCUUUCUACAGACCCUGCUGAGCAGCCCAGGGGCCCCGGCAUUAGGGCAGUUACCAUCUGCGUCCGCACGAUUAAAAUUCCUACGGCUGCAUGGCAACAUGGAGCAGGAGGAAAGAACAGCAGUGUUUCAGGAAUUUUCACAUUCCAAAAGCGGCGUCCUUCUUUGUACGGACGUUGCGGCUCGGGGCUUAGAUCUCCCUCAAGUCAUGUGGAUCGUUCAGUACAACGCUCCGUCUUCACCUGCAGAGUACAUCCAUCGGAUUGGAAGAACUGCCCGGAUUGGCUGCCAUGGGAGCAGCCUGCUCAUUUUGGCUCCUUCGGAGGCAGAAUAUGUCAACUCGUUGGCUUCUCACAAAAUCAAAAUUCCUCCUCCUCUUUCUUUCUCUUUCUCCCUGGGAAGUAUCUUCUCAGCAGCUCGUGUCUCCUCCUUCAUUUCUAAUACACGAGUCUGUAUCUGCUUCCCACACGUGAAUGCCGUGGCCUUGCAGACGACUGGGUGGAGUGCAGGCUUUCCAGACUCCUCUGGUAGCAGCAUCUCAGAGAUUAAGGUGGAAGAUAUUUUGUCUGUUCUGACAAGGGAUGAUUGUUUUAAAGGGCGACUGUGGAGAAACCAGAAAUCCCAAGCUGUUGGCCCCCAGGACAUCCGAACGCGAGCCACAGUCUUGCAGACGGUAUUUGAAGAUUAUGUGCACUCCAGCGAGAAGAGGGUCUCCUGGGCAAAGAAAGCUCUACAAUCCUUCAUCCGAGCCUACGCAACCUACCCCAGGGAGCUGAAGCACAUCUUCCACGUUCGGUCCCUCCACCUUGGGCAUGUGGCUAAGAGCUUCGGCCUAAGAGAUGCCCCCCAAAAUCUUAAUGUCUCAGCUGUAAAGAAGAAGAAAGCAAACCUGAGAAGGCCUGACCUUCCUAAGAAGACCCAGAGUAAACGCCACCUUGCCGAAAUCUUACGUUCCGAAUACUCCAGUGGGUUGGAGGCCAGUGUCGCCAAGGUCAAAAAGCGAGACAAACGGAGAGCCUGGCAGCACCGCCCAGCCAGCGCCGCUCUGGCCGUGGGAAAAAAUUGAGAAGCAGAAAAAGACCAGAAAAGGCUUACUGAAAGACUGAGACUUCCCAGAAAGUUUUUUAAAAAUCUCUCUCCACAGGUCUGAGUGUCAGAGUGGAUCCGGGAGGCCCCAGUGGCACUGGAUGAUUCCCUUCCCCCCCAUUUGUCAGAAGAGCCCAGUGAAAAAUAACAGGCCUUCCCCUGAAGAGGAAGUCUCAGCAGGAGCCCCAGCCCUUAUCUCCUGUGGGAGGAGCGCUGAUAGAAGUCAGCGGUAGAGAGUCAGCACAGCAUGAACUAGCCAAGUAACUGUAGGAGCCGCCUGUGUGGAUCCCAUCGUGUCCAUUCGCCUUCACCCAGGCACUGACUUGCCCUGGAUGAGCUUGUGCCCACCCUUGAUGUGGUAGUGCCCUGUGCACCAUCCUGGCAGGGGUUUGAUUGUUGCCACUCAGUAGUUCAGAAGAGUUUCACAGCUUCACUUCAGCCCUAUCUAUGCAUAUUUUGGCUUUAAUUUUGGGAAGUAAAAUGGCAAAAACUGGAUUUGGAUUUGUAAAAUGAGAAAAAGAUAAUUAUCAAAUAAUCAUUUUUAUGUACAAAUGCUUUGUUAAAAAGGACAAAGUUUUGGGCGGCGCCUAUGGCUCAAAGGAGUAGGGCACUGGCCCCAUGUGCCGGAGGUGGCGGGUUCAAACCUGGCCAAGCCAAAAACUGCCCCCCACCCAAAAAAAGACAAAGUUUUUGGUCUGGCUUAAAAAUCUAAUGUGUUUUCAGGCACAGUAGGAGUCCUCUUAUUUUCUUAUAGAAAUGUGAUUCUGUAAACAACAGUGUUCAUCCACGUACAUUGCUCCUUUCCUGUCCACAGAAAAUUCACUCUCUCAGGGCUGAUUUACUGUUGCCUUUUUAUUAUUUGCCUUUGAAGUCAAAAGGCCCCAGCAUCUGAGCUUUUUUUUUUCUGCAUCAAAUUCCAUCUUCAAGAAAAGUCUGGGGGGUCUUUGUAUUGUAACCCAGGCCACAGCUGCCCUCCCCUUCCCUUGUGUUUUCGGGGAGGUUUGAAAGAGGCCUCCUGGAGCGUAUUGAUUUCCCAAUAAAUGUAAGAUUUGGACACUUUGAGAGGGGUCCAAACGAGAAAGGGUUAAAAGCCUCUGUCCUCCCAGGUUGGUCUCAUCUGUGGUUUCCCAGGAUGAGUGUUGAGGCCGCACUUCAGACUCCCAGGUCCCCCUGAGCUAAACAACCAGGAGAGGACGGUGAGAGGGGCAAGGUGGGCCUUUCUGCUGACCACGGAGGAGUCAGCGUCCUUGCCUUGUUCCAGGCACACACAGGCUAGCGUCAGCUAACACCAACACCAAAAAGGCCUCCAGUGUGGGGGUGCUGUGGGCCUACUGAGAAUUGAUCCUCUGCCUGAGGAAAAACUGGACCUUCUCAGAGUUGGCAGUCACAUACAAAUUCAUAGAGACCCUUGGUGAAAUUUGUAACAGUAAUAAUGAAAAAAAAAAAACAUAGCACACAUCAACUGGGCAAAUCUGCCACUUUUCUUUUAUUUCAGUGUGUAAUGGUUCACACAAUUUGGAUGAGAAAAGGAGGGAUCAAACUUUAUAGACAAAACCCAGCUGUGUGAAAAACAGGAUUAAUGCCAGUGAUUGGGGUUGAUCAAAGAGAAACCUUACUUUUUUCCCAUAGUGUUGAUUUCAUAAAAGGGUGAAUUGGCAGACAUCAAAUUCCUGCUGGGGGAGAGAAGUGUUAGAAUGGUACAAAGUGUAAGUGACUGUAAUCCCAAGAUCAAAACUUACACACCUGGUGUGCUAACUCUUGGGCGAGGAUUUCCUGCCGUAGACGCUAUGUGGAUGUGUUUCUAUGUAGAAUCAAUGUAUGAAUCAAUAAAUGUAUCCCAGUUACUAAAAAAACAUGGAUUUAGCAGAUUAAGGGUUAAUAUUAUUUAAAUAACCUUAAAUAAAUCUCUUUCUCUUAUGGCUCCAGACAGAUUAUACAUUUCAGGCAUCAAUUAGGCUAAGCUUUAGCCUAAUUCCAUUGUACAUAAUAUAAUUUUUAUGUGUAUUUUUAAUCAUGCCUCUUUUUUUAAUUUCUCAAACUUACCCAUAUCUGUGUCAUAAGCCUGUUUCCCACAUUUAAAGUCAGAGAAUUUGGGCAUUUAUUGGAAUGUUGCAUCCUGAAGCGUUUUUCUCUGGUGGGCUUAUAGAAGGCUUUUGGGGAUCUAAAACAUCCUCAUGUUCCCAAUCCUUAAGGGCUGCCAGUCUUCAGAAGGGCCCCCAUCCCACUCAGUCACUAAGGGGACAGAGUCCUGGGUGAGGGAGUAAGUGGGUGUUGAUGCAAUGAGACAGCACUUUCCUCUCUUAGAGCAGCAAGGGAUAUUUUUUGACAAAACCUAGUAGGUUCUUUUGGGUUUUUUUCUUUUCUCCCUGGAGUGAAGAGAAGUGAGUGUAGGGAAUACACACCUUGUAAGUCUAG
Nycticebus coucang (slow loris) is the source of this 5227-nucleotide messenger RNA. RefSeq names its product DEAD-box helicase 31 (gene DDX31). The transcript has 21 exons. The record is from RefSeq and is a predicted model, not a curated record. Gene Ontology annotation, biological process: ribosome biogenesis. NCBI's taxonomy places the organism in Eukaryota, Metazoa, Chordata, Mammalia, Primates, Lorisidae. Gene Ontology annotation, cellular component: nucleus. Gene Ontology annotation, molecular function: nucleic acid binding; ATP binding; RNA helicase activity. The coding region runs from base 450 to 2792 and encodes 780 amino acids.